Dromaius novaehollandiae (emu) is the source of this 3609-nucleotide messenger RNA. It is a transcript of the gene MTCL3, whose product is annotated as MTCL family member 3. NCBI's taxonomy places the organism in Eukaryota, Metazoa, Chordata, Aves, Casuariiformes, Dromaiidae. Gene Ontology annotation, biological process: regulation of autophagy. The record is from RefSeq and is a predicted model, not a curated record. Bases 271 to 3102 code for a protein of 943 amino acids. The transcript is spliced from 6 exons.
UCCCUUGCAAGCAGCCUGCUCCUUUCCCCGUUUGCGCUGUAAUCCAGUUCCACCAUGUGCAGACAGACAAGGGGACGCAACUCAGCUUUCAGGCCUGGGCGGGGUUCUCGCCGUUUAAUCUUUUCCUUUCUCUUCCCUUCGCUGCUUUCCUCCCUCCCCCACUUUCCGUCUCCCAGGCCCAGUGAGGUCAGCUCAUGAAUAUUGCUUCAUUUUCCUGAGAGGCUCUGGCAGCGCUGGGUACCUCGUGUGCGGGCGCUUGUCCCUCUGUGCAUGCAUUUCGCCAGCCCAGCAACAGACAAAAGUGGUGCUCCCCGGGCGGAGGCGCAGGCGGAGGCGGAGGAGGAGGAGGACGCCGCCGGUGAUGGACGUCUCCCGGAGAUAGCCGCCGCCAUGAGCCAGCCGCCUGCAGGGGGCGCCGCCGCCGCCGCCGCCGCCGCCGCCGAGCCUCGCCUCCAUCCCGAGGGCAGCAGCGGCAGGAAGCAGCAGCGAGCCUCCUCUCCGGCCAGAGCCCGGGACACCCCCCCGCGGCCGCCGCCCGCCGCCGCCGCCCGCGGCCCCGCCGCCCCCAAGGCCGGCGCGGUGCGGCCGCAGCCGGGGCUGCCGUCCAGAGCCGCCCGCGGCCGCGCCGCCGAGAAGCCGCCGCCGCGCGGCGCGGCGCCGCCGGGAGCUGUCCAGCCCGGCGCCAGUGCUGAACCGCCGCCCGCUGCGGCCGGCAAGGCCUUCCCGGGGGCGGCCGCCGAGGAGCCGCCGCUGCGCGACGCGGAGGCGCCGGCGCCGCGGGCCGCCGAGGAGGCGCCUCCUGCGGGAGGCGGCGGCGGCGGGGGGGAGCGGGAGGGGGCGGUGGCGCUGCAGCCGCCGCUGCCGCCGCCGCCGCCGCCCAGGCACUGGAGGGGCAAAGCGGGGCGGUCGCCGCUGAAGGGCGCGGGGGAGGCGACCCCGGCGCCUCCAUCUUCCUCGGGCGCGGGGAAGGGCCGCGGGGCGGCGGGCGGCGGCGGGUACUGGAAGGAGGGAUGCCUGCAAAGUGAGCUCAUCCAGUUCCACCUCAGGAAGGGGCUGGCGGCGGCCGCCCAAAUGCAAACCAAGGGCAGCAACCACAGCAGCAGCGGCAGCGCUUCCUCCUCCUCCUCCUCCUCCUCCUCCUCCUCCUCCGCGGCAGUGGCCGCCGCCUCGGCCGAGCCUCCCCUGGCCGCCUCCUCCCCCUCCUCCUCCUCGCCCUCUGCCAUGGCGGCCGCCGGGGCCGAGGGGCUGCGGCAGGGCGAGGCGGGCGGCGGCGGCAGAAGUGGCGGCCCCGAGGGCGCCCUGAGCCCGCAGCAGCAGGAGGAGCUUCAGGAGGAGAUGGAGAAGCUGCGCGAGGAGAACGAGAGCCUCAAGAAUGAGAUAGAUGAACUGAGGACUGAGAUGGACGAGAUGAGGGACAGUUUCUUCGAGGAGGAUGCUUGUCAGCUUCAAGAAAUGCGCCACGAACUGGAGCGAGCCAACAAAAAUUGCCGGAUCCUUCAGUACCGGCUGCGCAAGGCCGAGCGCAAGAGGCUCCGCUACGCACAGACUGGAGAGAUCGACGGAGAGCUUUUGCGCAGCAUGGAGCAGGACCUGAAGGUUGCAAAAGAUGUAUCGGUGAGACUUCAUCAUGAGUUAGAAAACGUGGAAGAAAAACGUACUGUGACAGAAGAUGAAAAUGAAAAAUUACGACAGCAGCUUAUAGAAGUUGAAAUUGCAAAACAGGCACUACAGAAUGAACUGGAAAAAAUGAAAGAGCUAUCACUGAAAAGAAGAGGGAGCAAAGACUUGCAAAAAUCAGAAAAAAAGUCACAGCAGACACCAACAGAGGAGGAUAAUGAAGACCUGAAAUGCCAGUUGCAAUUUGUCAAAGAAGAAGCAGCCUUGAUGAGGAAAAAAAUGGCUAAGAUCGAUAAGGAGAAAGACAGAUUUGAACAUGAGCUACAAAAAUAUAGAUCAUUUUAUGGGGAUUUGGACAGUCCCUUGCCAAAAGGUGAAGCAGGUGGGCCACCUACUACAAGAGAAGCUGAACUCAAGCUUCGAUUGAGACUUGUGGAGGAGGAAGCUAACAUUCUUGGGAGGAAAAUAGUGGAACUAGAAGUAGAAAAUAGAGGACUGAAAGCAGAGCUUGAUGAUUUAAGAGGAGAUGAUUUCUCAGGGACAGCUAAUCCGCUCCUGGGAGAACAGAGUGAAUCCCUGUCAGAACUGCGACAGCAUUUGCAGCUAGUAGAAGAUGAGACAGAAUUGCUGAGGAGAAAUUUAGCUGAUUUGGAAGAACAAAACAAGCGCAUAACAGCUGAGCUGAACAAAUACAAGUACAAGUCUGGGGCCCAUGAGAGCUCUAGGCACCAUGAUAAUGCCAAGACAGAAGCACUACAGGAGGAGCUAAAAGCUGCACGAAUGCAAAUCAAUGAGUUGAGUGGCAAAGUCAUGCAACUCCAGUACGAGAACAGAGUAUUAAUGUCCAACAUGCAGCGCUAUGAUUUGGCAUCUCAUCUUGGCAUCCGUGGCAGUCCCAGAGACAGUGAUGCUGAAAGUGAUGCAGGAAAAAAAGAAAGCGAUGAUGAUUCCCGUCCCCCUCACCGUAAAAGGGAAGGCCCAAUUGGUGGGGAAAGUGACUCUGAAGAGGUACGCAACAUCCGGUGCCUGACGCCCACAAGGUCUUUUUAUCCUACACCAACUGGGUGGCAGAAAAGCUUCACUGACAGGCAGCAGAUGAAGGACAUCCGCUCUGAAGCUGAGCGACUAGGCAAGACAAUAGAUCGCUUGAUUUCUGACACGAGUACCAUCAUAACAGAGGCAAGAAUUUAUGUAGCUAAUGGGGAUCUGUUUGGACUGAUGGACGAAGAGGACGAUGGCAGCAGAAUACGUGAGCAUGAGCUUCUGUACCGGAUCAACGCACAGAUGAAGGCGUUCAGGAAAGAACUCCAGACUUUCAUCGACAGACUUGAAGUUCCAAAGUCAUCAGAUGACCGAAGUGCAGAUGAACCUUUGUCAGUGAGUCAGGUAGACUUUUACUUAUUACGGCCUACAGGUAAAAAGGCUCUGCCAAAUGAAUUAAGCCUAAAAUUUGAUGUAUGGCACAUUAAAAUUGUUGUUAGAUAGUGGACAGAAGUCUCUGUUUCCUGAAUUGUUUUAAAUACCCAGCUGGCCAUAUGAAAUCUCUUUCCAUCAAUGGGGCUGUUUGUGAACAAUGACUAAAUCUGAUCUCCUUGAAAUUAAAAGAAUAAUACCAUAGUUACAAGUAUUGUAUGAGGUAGAAGAUUUUAUUCCUUCUUCUGGCUUUGCAACUGCAUUUGCCAGAAUCGUGCCGUCAUCACGAGCAAAGGCAGUGCAGGCAAGUUUUCAUGAGGCGAUGCUGUGAAACCACUAUUGGUGUUAUUUUCAUAUUUUCACAACAGAAAUGAAAAUGAACAUGGUUGUUUUCUUUGCAGUUGGUUUCCUGUUAAAUGAAUAAAAAGAAAAUCCCAACAAUUAAAAAGAGGAGGAAACAUUCAGUUUCCAAAAUGAUAAAGAUAUGACAAACCAUGGAGAAAAGAAAUUGUGAAAAUCUGAUUUUUAGAGUCAAAGAACCAAACUGCAGUGUGUGAAUAAAGGAAGUGUUGAAACUGA